Messenger RNA from Gadus morhua (Atlantic cod), 3670 nucleotides. RefSeq names its product adiponectin receptor 2 (gene adipor2). The transcript has 8 exons. NCBI's taxonomy places the organism in Eukaryota, Metazoa, Chordata, Actinopteri, Gadiformes, Gadidae. Bases 483 to 1631 code for a protein of 382 amino acids. Gene Ontology annotation, biological process: adiponectin-activated signaling pathway. The record is from RefSeq and is a predicted model, not a curated record. Gene Ontology annotation, molecular function: signaling receptor activity. Gene Ontology annotation, cellular component: plasma membrane.
CGUCAUCCAGGACGCGGUGACGUAGGAGGUGGCGUUCAGUCAGGUCCGCUCCCACAACCACGCGAGAAGGGGAUCAGCGAGCAUCGCCUUCCACAACUCUCUGGAAGCACAAUACAACAGAGGCACACCACGCACAGACCCACACCGACCCGCACACCCACACAGACCCACACAGACACACUAAGUUGUCCAGAGGGCCCAGCGUUCCCAGCUCCCCGUCCAGUCGACCACCACCUGCUCUGGGUCUCUUCCCCCCCUGGUCCACUCCGGUCCGGCGUAGUCCAGGAGACGCUCCUGGUUUUGCGUUGCCUGUGCGUUGCCCAGGACCAGGCUCAGUCCGCUCCAUUUCUUUGGCGGUUCGGUCCGGCGUUUACAAGCUGGACGGCGGGGAGGUGACUGAGGGCGAGGGCCCGGCCUUCGUCCUGCGACACAGGACUUCCACUCUGGCGGAACGGACUACCAAUGACGCGCCUACUGACCCUAUGAGCCCGCGGGACGCCGAAGACACGCCCACCUCAGGUUGUUCAACCAAUCACCUCAGUGCCACCGAGUGCCCUCACAUCGUCCACGAUGGGAGCGCCCCGGACAGUGAAACCACUCGGAGGAGAAGGAGGGAGGACAGCCGAGGGGAGCAGGGGGAGCAGGAGGAGAGGGAGGAGGGGGAGGAGGGGGAGAGGGGCAGCGACGAAGGCUUCAAGAGGAUGACUCCCCUGCUGCAGGCGCACCACGCCAUGGAGAAGAUGGAGGAGUUCGUGCACAAGGUGUGGGAGGGCCGGUGGCGCGUCAUGCCCCACGACGUGCUUCCUGAUUGGCUGCAGGACAACGACUACCUGCUGGACGGGCACAGACCGCCCAUGCCCUCGUUCAGAGCCUGCUUCAAGAGCAUCUUCAGGAUCCACACGGAGACCGGCAACAUCUGGACCCACCUGCUGGGCUGCCUGUUCUUCCUGUGCCUGGGGCUCAUGUACAUGUUCCGGCCCAACAUGUCGUUCGUGGCCCCCGUCCAGGAGAAGGUUGUGAUCGGGAUGUUCUUCCUGGGAGCCAUCCUCUGCCUGUCCUUCUCCUGGCUCUUCCACACCGUGUACUGCCACUCGGAGGGCGUGUCCAAGGUCUUCUCAAAGCUGGACUACAGCGGCAUCGCCUUCCUCAUCAUGGGCUCCUUCGUGCCGUGGCUGUACUACUCGUUCUACUGCUCCCCUCAGCCCCGCUUCAUCUACCUGCUGGUGGUGUGUGUGCUGGGCCUGGCCGCCAUCACCGUGUCCCAGUGCGACUUCUUCGCCACGCCCGAGUACCGCGGGGUCCGCGCCGGAGUGUUCGUGGGGCUGGGUCUGAGCGGCGUGGUGCCCACGCUCCACUUCACGCUCAGCGAGGGUCUGAUCCGGGCCACCACCAUCGGCCAGAUGGGCUGGCUGGUCCUCAUGGCCACGCUGUACAUCACGGGCGCCUGUCUCUACGCAGCCCGCAUCCCAGAGAGGUUCUUCCCCGGGAAGUGUGACAUAUGGUUCCACUCCCACCAGCUCUUCCACAUCCUGGUGGUGGCGGGGGCCUUCGUCCACUUCCACGGCGUCUCCAACCUGCAGGAGUUCCGCUACACGGCGGGCGGGGGCUGCGCCGCCGACGGGACGCUGUAGCGCACCACGCGCACGUGCACGUGCACCGCACGCGCGCAGACCAGCGCACACACCGGAGGGGGGGGGGGGGCACAAACACAAGGGGGGCGUUUGACGCGUAUGUUUACCGAGGGGGGGGCAUCGGCCUGAGGGGGGGAGACACACACACACACACACACAGGCACACACACACACACAGGCACACACAGGCACACACACACACACACACACACACACACUCUCAGAGUGCCUCUCCUCCGGGGGGGGGGGGCUGGGGGCCACUGUGUUCUGGUGUGUGUGUAAUACCUGGGGUGACCUUAGGGGGCAUUUAAUGACCUCCUCCUCACCCCCACCCUGUCUGGUUCAAACUGGUUUCGAUGGUUCAACUUUUUUAAGUGGAAUGGUGGAUUUUGAAGUAGAACCCGAGGUUUGGCCUGAAGGUCGUGUUUGUUUUGCUGUGAGGUCGUGGGGUUCGGAGUUUGGCUUGAAAAAAAAGAAUGAAUUGAAUCAUCUUGAAUCGUGUAAACUUUUUCUUGUUUGUCAAGUUUAGGUAAAUUUAACGUUUUCCUGGAUAAAAAAAAAAAAAAAAAGACAAACACAGAGAAAAACGAACAAAAAAAGAUUUUCCUUGUGGACAAAGGAUUUAGAUCUUCUUCAAGAGGGUGAUGUGUGUGUGGGCCCAUAACGGCCCUCUUUUGUAAAUAAGAUCUCUACAUUUUGGUUAUAUAGAUUUGUAUAAAAUAUCUGUUUGGAAAAAAAACAACAAUGGAAAAAGUAAUAUGAAGAGGAUUGAAUAAAAAAAGAUUUAAAUUGAGGCGCUGUCACGAGCAGAUUGAAGCGGAUUGGUGGACCCAAUUUACCUGUGACGUGAAGCCCCUCCCCUAGGGGAGGAGGAGGGGGCAGAUUUACCUGUGACGUGAAGCCCCUCCCCUAGGGGAGGAGGAGGGGGCAGAUUUACCUGUGACGUGAAGCCCCUCCCCUAGGGGAGGAGGAGGGGGCAGAUUUUGUGUUUCAAUACUUUCUGCCGGUUUCCGGUCGGACGGACAUUUAGUCUCGAGUGGAUCGCUGUAGGCGGCCGCUUGCAAACCAGACGUAAGCCAAAGUCUUGUUUAAAGCGCCGUGUUUACCCGACAUCGUUGUAGAUCGGAAUAUGUAUCGUAGAAGUCCUUUCCCCCUCUGCGGGAUUGAGUUUGGAAAUCCCCUCAAAUCAAAAUUGUAUUUUUUCUAAACAAGGCCCAAGAAUCUUAAAAAAAAAAAAAGUGGGAAAGAGCGUUGAGGUAGCAUGAUGACGCUAAGGUAUGAUCAACGCUAACUGGUGAUUGGUGGGUAGCAUGACGACGCUAAGUUAUGAGCAACGCUAACUGGUGAUUGGUGGGAAGCCACUGAGACUCAUUUCUGUUGAACCGAUGUUUCAACUAUUAUAUUUGUUUUUGGAUUGUAUCAAUUAUUUUCCGUUAUCCCUUUUCUAACGGGGUGUUUUUGGGAAGUGGGAAAAAAACAAUUUGCUUUGAAAGACGACCUUUAAUAAUCUGGGGACUUUUGAUUUGAAACACCCUUACCUCUCGUUAAAUAGGGAAGGACCGAGCAGCCGGUCGUCCUUUCAACCCUGAAUCCAAUUCAGUGUUGAACUGGAUAAACUUCAGCCCUGGUUCCCUCUGAACUGUCUCAGCCAUAGCUGCAGUAUUGAAUCCAAGAGUGGGUGGGCCAAGGAGCAGCCGGACCACCUCCCUCUCUGUGAAAGUCCCUCCCUCUGGGGGACACUGGGGUACAGUUGAGUCCACGUUGGUACCAAUGCACUGUGUCCCAUUCAUCACUGCAUUGGUACAGAGUUCAAACCAAACAUUUAUACUGCCGUUUAUUACCAUUGUCAUCGCAUAAGCUUACUUUGUCUGUCCCCCUCCCUCUCUUAAUUUACCUUUAGUUUUUAAUUUAUUUAUAUUUGGGCGGUCUGUUGAAUAAAGCACAUGUAUCGAAUCUGAGGGCGUGUUUAUUGUUUGAUUGCAAUAGACCUUUAUAUCUGCUGUAUUGUUCUAAUAAUAAAAAAAAAUAUUUUUCCUUUU